ACUACCUGGUUCAGACGCUGGGGGUGGUGCAGCUGGACACGGAGGAGGACAUUCGGCUGCAGAUCAAGCUGCUGUGUGAGGCGCUGGACAACGUGAAGCGGCGGGUGAACCAGAUAGCCGGCUCCAACCACCUCAACCCCAUCGACUUCCCCACCCGCAACGAGCUGAACGAAGUGAAGAAGGUCAUCAUGGCGGAUAUCGCGGACAUUGACACCAAGUACAUCAAGGUUCAGAAGGAGGUGGGCUCCCUCACUCUGCGCCUGCCCGCCCUGGAGAAGAAGGUGGAGGGCAGCUGUCUGGGCGGGGGCGGCAGCGAGCUGGUGAACCGGCUGGUGGGGCUGGGGCUGGCCAGGACGGCAGAUGUGAAGGACACCGAGAACUACCUGGUGGACCGGGGUGCGGGAGUGAGUCGGCAGUUCGACAACCUGCGACGGGAGGUGCAGGAGUUCCAGGGGGAUGUGCAGGCCAACCUAGAGAAGCUGGUGACGCAGUUCAAUUCCAUCAACAAGCAGCUGCUGGAGGCGCGCAGGGAGGCGGCGGCACCCGCGGCGGCAGCAGUGGCGGCAGCAGCAGCGGCAGGGGCAGGGGCAGGAGGAGGAGGAGGGGGGAAUGCGGCGGCGUCCGCAGCCACUGCCGCCACCGCCGCCUCUGCGGCCGCCACUGCCGCACAGACGGCGUCGGAGGCGAGGGCGGCGGUGGAGCGGGAGAGGGCGGAGCGGGAGCGGGAGACCCGGGAGCUGCGCGAGCGGCUGUCCCGCGCUGAGAGCCACCUGGGGGGUGCGCUGGGGGAGCUGGGUCAGGUGGUGGGGGCGGAGCUGGGCAGCGUGAAGGAGGUGAUGGCGGCGCUGGAGGCGGCCAUGAACCAGGCUGACGCCGAGGCGCUCCGCCAGCUUCGCGAGCUGGACGCCGGGUUGCGGGGCUCGCUGGCCUCCCUGGAGCGCAGCACGGGGGAGCAGAGCGAGAUGACGGGCAAGGUCAUCAUGAAGAUGGCCCGCCAGAUCACGGAGAUGCAAGUGAAGCUCAAGGAGCUGGCAGCGGGCCUGGCAGCAGCGGCCGCAGCACCGCCACCCCCCGGCCCCACUCCUGCUGCUGCUGCCCCCAGCCCCCUCCCCAGCCCACACAUGCAGCAGCACCCGCACCCGCACCCGCAGCAGCAGCAGCAACAACCCUCAUCGCAGCAGCAGCAGCACUACCUGCCCCACCCGCCGCAACAGCAGCCGCCCCCGCUGCUCUCCACGCGUGAGAGCGACCCGCAGCUCCCCUUCGCUGCCCGGCUGCUGGCUUCACAAGCCGCCACAGCAGCAGGAGGUGCAGGUGGAGGUGGAGGAAGUGGCGGCGGGGGUGCCGUCAGCUGUAGCGGUGCUGAGUCCCCUAUGAACGCGCCUGCCUCACCCGCGCUUGCUACCCGGAACAUGCGAGCCAGUCUCAACGGAGG
Messenger RNA from Astrephomene gubernaculifera, 1435 nucleotides. The record is from the annotation of a GenBank genome assembly. Lineage: Eukaryota; Viridiplantae; Chlorophyta; Chlorophyceae; Chlamydomonadales; Astrephomenaceae.